AUGGCGGGUGGGCCGGGGCAGAACAUGCAGGUGCUCUCGGCGCUGGACGGCGCCAAGACGCAGUGGUACCACUUCACGGCGAUCGUCGUGGCGGACAUGGGCUUCUUCACCGACGCGUACGACCUCUUCUGCAUCUCCCUCGUCACCAAGCUCAUCGGCCGCGUCUACUACACCGUCGACGGCUCGCCCAGGCCGGGCAGCCUGCCACCGCACGUGUCCGCCGCCGUCAACGGCGUGGCGUUUGUGGGCACGCUGUCGGGGCAGCUCUUCUUCGGCUGGCUCGGCGACCGGGUGGGCCGAAAGAGCGUGAACGGGAUGACGCUCCUGACGAUGAUCCUCUGCUCCGUCGCGUCAGGCCUCUCGUUCGGGCACUCGCCGGCCUGCGUCAUGGCCACGCUCUGCUUCUUCCGCUUCUGGCUCGGGUUCGGCAUCGGCGGCGACUACCCACUGUCGGCGACCAUCAUGUCGGAGUAG
This is a messenger RNA of Miscanthus lutarioriparius, 474 nucleotides long. The record is from the annotation of a GenBank genome assembly. Lineage: Eukaryota; Viridiplantae; Streptophyta; Magnoliopsida; Poales; Poaceae.